AUGGUAAAAAAUUUAAAUGAUGCCAUGCGUAAAAGGUUUUACGACAAAUGUAACGUGGAAUCAAAUAAAUUAUAUGCUGAAGCCACAAUACUAGAUCCCAGAUUCAAGAAAAACGGAUUUAGUGAUAUAACAAAAUAUGAGAAAUCAGUUGCAAAUUUAAAAAAAAAAUUUGAAGAAAAUUGUUUGGAUCUCCAAGUAAAAAAUAUGACUAAACAAACGGAACAUUCAUUGUCAGAAUCUGUAUGGCAAUACUAUAAUUCCGGAAAUUCCGUAAGUGAAUAUAGGUCGCAUGUAGCUGCAGGUGUUAUUGAAUUAAAUAGAUAUAUUAAUGAGCCAAUAGUAAGUCCUAACAAAGAUCCAUUAAAGUGGUGGUACUCAAACAAACUAAUUUAUCCUAAUUUGUAUCAAUUGGUAUUGAAAAGAUUAAAUAUCAUAGCAACUUCUGUGCCUUGUGAAAGAAUUUUUUCAAAAGCAGGGCUUACAUUGACUGAACGAAGAACCAGACUAAACCCAAAGCAUUUGGCUGAACUAUUAUUUAUCGGCAGUAAUACAGAAUCUUCUGUUAUUAACUUCCCGUAG
Ctenocephalides felis (cat flea) is the source of this 579-nucleotide messenger RNA. Its product is annotated as zinc finger BED domain-containing protein 1-like. The transcript has a single exon. Gene Ontology annotation, molecular function: protein dimerization activity. The coding region runs from base 1 to 579 and encodes 192 amino acids. The record is from RefSeq and is a predicted model, not a curated record. NCBI's taxonomy places the organism in Eukaryota, Metazoa, Arthropoda, Insecta, Siphonaptera, Pulicidae.